AUGAACUACCCCCUGGCCCUCGACAUGGACCUCACAAACUACAACCUGGGAGACCUGGUGAUUUCUCACCCUUCUGUCUCCUUGUCCUUGCAGUACAAGGAGUUUGCCAACUACAAUGACAGCACAGAGACCCCCCUACUGGAAAGUCACUUCUGCUCCACAGUUGAGGGGCCCCUACUGACUUCCUUCAAGGCUGUGUUCAUGCCUGUGGCCUACAGCCUCAUCUUCCUCCUGGGCCUGAUGGGCAACAUCCUGGUGCUGGUGAUCCUCGAGCGGCACCGGCAGACGCGCAGCUCUACGGAGACCUUCCUGUUCCACCUGGCGGUGGCUGACCUCCUACUAGUCUUCAUCCUGCCCUUUGCUAUCGCUGAAGGCUCUGUGGGCUGGGUCCUGGGAAGCUCCCUCUGCAAAAUUGUGAUUGCUCUGCACAAGAUCAAUUUCUACUGCAGCAGCCUGCUCCUAGCCUGCAUCGCUGUGGACCGCUACCUGGCCAUCGUUCAUGCCGUCCACGCCUACCGUCACCGCCGCCUCCUCUCCAUCCACAUCACCUGCGCAACCAUCUGGCUGGCAGGCUUCCUCUUCGCUUUGCCGGAGAUCCUCUUCGCCAAGGUCAGCCAACCCCACAGCAAUGACUCCCUGCCACGUUGCACCUUCCCUCAGGAGAACCAAGCUGAAACCAAUGCCUGGUUUACCUCCCGCUUCCUCUACCAUGUUGGGGGCUUUCUGCUGCCAAUGCUGGUAAUGGGCUGGUGCUAUGUGGGGGUGGUACACAGACUGUGCCAGGCCCAGCGGCGCCCUCAGCGACAGAAAGCAGUCAGAGUGGCCAUCCUGGUGACAAGCAUCUUCUUUCUCUGCUGGUCACCUUACCACAUUGUCAUCUUCCUGGACACCCUGGCCAGACUGAAGGCCGUGGACAACAGCUGUGAGCUGAAUGGCUCUCUCCCGGUGGCCAUCACCAUAUGCGAGUUCCUGGGCCUGGCCCACUGCUGCCUCAACCCCAUGCUCUACACUUUCGCUGGAGUGAAGUUUCGAAGUGACCUGUCUCGACUUCUGACCAAGCUGGGUUGCACUGGCCCUGCUUCCCUGUGCCAGCUCUUCCCUGGCUGGCGCAAGAGCAGUCUGUCUGAGUCAGAGAAUGCCACCUCCCUCACCACCUUCUAG
This is a messenger RNA of Urocitellus parryii (Arctic ground squirrel), 1161 nucleotides long. RefSeq names its product C-X-C motif chemokine receptor 5 (gene Cxcr5). The record is from RefSeq and is a predicted model, not a curated record. Lineage: Eukaryota; Metazoa; Chordata; Mammalia; Rodentia; Sciuridae. Gene Ontology annotation, molecular function: C-X-C chemokine receptor activity; C-C chemokine receptor activity; C-C chemokine binding. Gene Ontology annotation, biological process: calcium-mediated signaling; lymph node development; B cell activation. Gene Ontology annotation, cellular component: membrane; external side of plasma membrane.